This is a messenger RNA of Stomoxys calcitrans (stable fly), 1047 nucleotides long. Its product is annotated as ATP synthase subunit C lysine N-methyltransferase. Gene Ontology annotation, cellular component: mitochondrion. Bases 350 to 961 code for a protein of 203 amino acids. Gene Ontology annotation, molecular function: protein-lysine N-methyltransferase activity. The record is from RefSeq and is a predicted model, not a curated record. Gene Ontology annotation, biological process: regulation of mitochondrial ATP synthesis coupled proton transport; positive regulation of proton-transporting ATP synthase activity, rotational mechanism; peptidyl-lysine trimethylation. NCBI's taxonomy places the organism in Eukaryota, Metazoa, Arthropoda, Insecta, Diptera, Muscidae. The transcript is spliced from 3 exons.
UUGAAGCUUAUAUGUGGAAUAUCGAAUCAAAUAGAACACCUUUUUUAAGAUUUUAGGAAAAAUCGCAGUUGUUUUAUUUAAGCCUUUGACAUUUAGAUUUACUGAAAAAUCGAAACAAAACAAAAUUUACCCAGCUGUUCGCAUGGCCUCACCUUAUAAGUGCAUCCUGGUGCUAAUCUUUGCAUAUGGCGAUUUUAAAGAGUCGUUCGGCCCAUCUUUAUAAAAUUUAAAAAAAAACUAUUGUGUAUUUUUAUCCAUUAAGAGUCGACCUGAACUUCUUACAAAACGAAAAGUCGAAUAUUUACUUUUGGAAACCGAGAGGCUAUAACUAAAAAAAUACACAUAAAAAAUGGACAAUAUGGAACUGAAAUCAGAGGAUUCCAUACCCAAAACUAUGACAAUGUCUGCGAAAUGUUUAAUUUUUGCCACUGGUGGAAUUGGCAUAGGAUUGUCAGUCAUAUGUGCAUCAUUUGUGGCACCGGCAUUUAGACGAAUUUGCUUGCCAUAUGUUCCCGCCACAACAGAACAAAUCAGCAACGUAUUGAAGUUUCUUCCUCGCAAUUCUCCUAAUCGUCUGCUGGACAUUGGUUCUGGCGAUGGAAGAAUUGUCAUUGCCACAGCUAAGCAAGGCCUACAAUCAGACGGAGUAGAAUUGAAUCCGUGGCUAGUGUGGUGGUCACGUUUGGCUGCGUUCCGGGAAGGUGUGAGUCCAAAAACAAAGUUCUUUCGCCGGGAUUUGUGGAAAUUCGACUUAAAAUCAUAUGACUACGUGGUAAUCUUUGGCGUUGAGCAAAUGAUGAAAGACCUGGAAACAAAACUGAUUGCAGAGGUACCAAAUUCUAAAGUUAUAGCAUGUAGAUUCCCUCUUCCUACAUUGGAACCCCUGAAAGUUGUGGAUGAAGGUGUGAAUUCAGUGUGGUUUUACGAUCUAAGUAAAUCACAUCGCGUUAGAGAAAGUUGAGGGGAAAAAUCAUUGUUUAUUUUUUGUCAGUUAUAUUUAUAUUUAGCUUAUUUUUUGAAAAAAUAAAAAAAGAUUUGUAAUUUAAA